AUGCACCCGGCAGAUCUUGCGCUUUCUCUCUUACUCGGUGUGAUCGUUGUUGUGUCGUUGCUGUCCAACGUGGUGGUGCUGAUUUGUUUUUUGUAUAACGCUGAGAUUCGCAGACAAGUGCCGGGUUUAUUUAUCCUCAAUCUUACUUUCUGCAAUCUUCUUCUGACGGCGUCCAACAUGCCUUUGACUCUAGUUGGGCUGAUUAGUAAAAGUCACCCUGGCGGUCCGAGCUUCUGUCAAUUCAUUGGAUUUCUGGACACUUUUUUGACAACAAACUCUAUGUUAAGUAUGGCAGCUUUAAGUGUAGACCGCUGGGUGGCCGUGGUAUUCCCGCUUAGUUAUCACUCUAAAAUUCGCCACAGGGACGCAGUGAUAGCCUUGGCAUACACGUGGCUUCAUUCUUUGACAUUUUCUCUGGUGGCGAUAUGUCUCUCCUGGGUCGGAUACCAUCAGCGGUAUGCGUCCUGCACACUGUGCAAUGGCAGGGCGAGCAGCAUGAGGACUCCAUUUAUCAUUUAUACACUGGUCCUGUACUCCCUCACGUUCCUGCUGUCUUUGGUCGUGCUCUGCGUUACAUACCUCAAAGUGCUGAAAGUGGCGCGAUUUCACUGCAAGCGCAUCGAUGUGAUUACCAUGCAGACGCUCGUGCUGCUCGUGGACAUCCACCCGAGUGUACGACAACGUUGUCUGGAUGAACAGAAGCGAAGGAGACAGAGAGCGACCCGUAAAAUCAGCACCUUCAUUGGGACUUUCGUCAUCUGUUUUACUCCUUAUGUCAUCACCAGGGUUGUAGAGUUGUUUGUAGCAGAUCCCAUCAGCCCAUAUUGGGGUGUUCUUUGUAAGAGUUUGGCAUACAGCAAAGCUGCGUGUGAUCCAUUCGUUUACAGUCUCCUGAGACACCAGUAUCGCAAAACCUACAGUGACCUCAUCAACCGAUUACUGAGGAGGAGUUCCCUGAAUGCGUCCGGACAUAGACAGGAGAACGGGAAGACCAACACCAAACCCACAGAGUGA
This is a messenger RNA of Chanos chanos (milkfish), 1014 nucleotides long. RefSeq names its product G protein-coupled receptor 26 (gene gpr26). NCBI's taxonomy places the organism in Eukaryota, Metazoa, Chordata, Actinopteri, Gonorynchiformes, Chanidae. Gene Ontology annotation, cellular component: membrane. Bases 1 to 1014 code for a protein of 337 amino acids. The transcript has 3 exons. Gene Ontology annotation, biological process: adenylate cyclase-activating G protein-coupled receptor signaling pathway. The record is from RefSeq and is a predicted model, not a curated record. Gene Ontology annotation, molecular function: G protein-coupled receptor activity.